GCUUUUGACCUGAAAUAUGAAGGGGGGAUUUCUGCAGGUGGAAAUUUCCUGAAAUGCAGCGAGAAAUAAAUAUUUACAAAAUAAAGGCAGUCAUCAUGAACUGUUUUAAUCUCUUCACAGAUCUUAAAAUUCUAGCCACAUUUAGCUUCACAUCCAGUUUUUAAUGUCCUGACUUACAGCAGCAGCAUGUUGGUUAGCUCCUCAUGGAAAUCUCAAUUAUCAGUGUUAAAUAUUUUAUGGGUCAUUUUGAGAGCAGCCCAUUUUUGUUGUCCACUUCCCCAAAAUCUGAUCAAAUGGAGGAGCUGGAGAAAAGCAAAAAAUCUUCUUUUUGGGUUGACUGCUGUGGAAAUGAAAACUACAAAUAUUUCUUAGUGGAGGAGAACAGAAACCAUUGGGCAGCCAGGGAAGAAAUCCCUGGUGACCUCUUUAAAAAUGUACAGUGUGCUGACAAGUAUUUUAUUCUGGGAUUUUGUCCUGGCUGCUUUCUGGGGCAGGUGUGGGCACGUGGUGAAUUAUGGCAGCACUGGGUGAAAGCUUUCCCCUUGAUUUAUGGAUGCUCAACUCUUCACUAGAUUGAUUUUCCUUUUCUUGAGCUGUUGUUUGAAAAUGCACUGGAGGUGUGUGAAACAUCAUCCAUCUUCACUCCCUCUGAAAGAGGCUUUCAUUGGAGUGUCCUGGAGCAAAUCCUGUUCCUUCAGGCUGAAUUUCCAGAUCCCCAAAGGCAUCCAUGGCCAUUCCUUAAGGUGGAUCCCAAAGCUGAUGUUCAAAACAUAAAUAUCCCUUUGGAAUCCACAGACUGUGGGUAUUUCUUCCUUUAUAACAAACACAGCCUUGCUUUGAUCCUUUAAGAAAAAAAUUGGAAUGGUCACUUUGGGGUUAAUCUCAAUAUAAACAGUGAAAAACAAGGAAGUCACAACCAUUUUUAACUUGCUUUCAUCAUUGUCUCUUCUGUGACUGUAAAAUCACUGAAUUAUUAUGUCAAAGAAUUAAUGAGUUGCUUGGGAGCUGGGAAAACUGCCUUUCUUGAAAGUGGAAGUCUUUAAUAGAUAUUAAAAUUGCAGACUAAAAUUAAUUAAGUAGUAAUGCUAUCAGCAGACUGUUUUACAAGGCAAUUAGACAAUUCUCUGGUGGCUUAUUUAUCCCAAGGAAAGAAAAGUGAUGUCAUCAAUUUUAUGAGCUGUUAGUCAGCCUUAGGUUUAUUGGGGAAUAAUAAAAUAUAUUGUGGGCAUUAAAACCAUCUGAAAGAACACAUCCUUAAUAUGAAUAUUAAUAAAAGCUCUGAUGAUACUCUUGGAUCCUGAAUUUACUCAUAAUCUCCUCUGUGUAAAUGACUGAGUGCUGUAGUUUUGCUAACAGAACUCUUUAUAUUUGAAAAAAUUAAAUUUGAGAACUUUUAUGGUCCCUGAGCUUUUCAAAGUGAGGCAGCUGCCUCCUGCUUUCCUGAAACACAGAUUGGGGUUUGUCUGCAGUUUUUGGGUUUUAUAUACUAUUCCUGACCUUAAGUAUUUUAGUUCCAGAAAGCAGAAUCUGAUCUGGAUUAUAUUCAGCGCAGAGUGGAGUUUGAAAUAAUGAAAAGUCUUCCUGAUGAUACAGCAGCAGAGGAGAAUCCAGCUGCUCUCCUGAAAGAGCUCCCGGUGCUGAAAUCCCGGUACAAAUCCCUGUGUGCCCAGAUGGAGGAGAUUUCCCUGGAGCAGAAGGAAUCCAUGGAGAGCAUCCGUGCUGCCCUGGAGAAAACCAUGAAGAUAGUUCAGGCACUGCAGCAGCAAACCGGGCUGGAGAGCUUACCUCUGUCAGAAGAAGAACUGACUGCAGCCCUGAAGUUGAACUUGCAAACUGGGAAAGAAAUGGAAUUUUCAGUGGAAAAGCCAUCCUGCCUAGAAUCUACAGUCCCUGGCUCAGCUGAAGAACCCCAGUUCACACCAGUGACUGAGGAAACAUUUAUGAGUGUGCCCAGGAAGAUCAGAAGCACUGUCAAAUUAACAGACUUGAACUAUUUGUACAAGGAGUUAUUUAACCACUUCAUUGUACAGAGCAGCAGAGAAGCCCUGAGUCUUUCACAGAUGAACAAGAUGAAUAUGAAAGCCACUGACUCAAGAAUUAAAAUCCUGAAGGAGCUGGGGAUUGUGGAACUCGACAAACAAGGAAAUGUUAAAUUAGCUGUGUAAAUGAAAGCUCCUCUGACACAGAAGCAUCUUGGUCACAGCUCCUGGAUUAUUUAGGAACAAGAAUUUCUCUGGAGCAGGAGUUCCUAGUCCACUGUAGGGAAGUUGUUAAUGUUUCUGUAUAACCAUUCUGUUGAUGAUACUUGAAAUUGGAGGGUUCAGAAACGCUGAGGUUGGCACUUUACCUUGGCAGUUUGAGGGAUUAUGGUUGGUUUUGCAUUUUUAAGGAAUGUUGUGAGCCAUGUGAGGCUUCCAUUUCCUUCCUGCAUUCCUGAGGGGGCUUUAAAGGCAAAUAAUCCGAGCCUCUUAAUUGUACUUGCAUUCCUGAAUAAAGAUUUAUUUUACUUUGCUU
This is a messenger RNA of Ficedula albicollis (Collared flycatcher), 2514 nucleotides long. RefSeq names its product spindle and kinetochore associated complex subunit 2 (gene SKA2). NCBI's taxonomy places the organism in Eukaryota, Metazoa, Chordata, Aves, Passeriformes, Muscicapidae. The coding region runs from base 1569 to 2165 and encodes 198 amino acids. Gene Ontology annotation, biological process: cell division; mitotic cell cycle; chromosome segregation. Gene Ontology annotation, molecular function: microtubule binding. Gene Ontology annotation, cellular component: spindle microtubule; outer kinetochore. The transcript is spliced from 6 exons. The record is from RefSeq and is a predicted model, not a curated record.